UGGUGUUUUCCGAGCCCUUCGCGCUUAGACUUGCAGCGCCAGGAGAAAAAAAACUCUCCUCACCUUCCCGCCUUUUAGCCAGCAUUGCAGUGAAUUCCACAUAAUGGCCGACUCUAUCACAACCAAACCGCUUAUUGGAUUGGAGCACUGGAAAGCGCAGAACGCGCGGUGGCGGGCGGGCACAAAGCCCAAGGGUGUUGCAGAGCCCCUGACACCAGGCAGCCUUGACGGGACAUACUCUGAAGGACGUGUGAACCCGCGUAUGUACACGAGCAUAUUCCGCGGCCUCAUUGUGGACAAGCGCCGGCUAAAGAAACCGCUGCCCCUGAGGGAUGCGAUACCGAUGCUUGUGCACGGGUGGAAGCGCGCAGGGGUGUGGCCGACAGAGUACACGCAGCGACCACCGCCUGACGGGCUCUAAGCGAUACUAGUUUCCAAGCGACUGUUUUUUGUACUUUAGUAAACUGCGUGUGCGACAUCAUGCUCGUUGUGGUGAGGGUUUCUGGUGUUUGCCAGGCGCGUGGGGGGGAGGACCCAUUGUGCAUGUGUGGCGAAAAGGACCCAUUAUCGG
Messenger RNA from Linderina pennispora, 571 nucleotides. RefSeq lists its product as uncharacterized. Lineage: Eukaryota; Fungi; Kickxellomycota; Kickxellomycetes; Kickxellales; Kickxellaceae. Bases 104 to 421 code for a protein of 105 amino acids. The transcript has a single exon. The record is from RefSeq and is a predicted model, not a curated record.